Molecule: messenger RNA, 1626 nt
Organism: Podospora anserina S mat+
Lineage: Eukaryota; Fungi; Ascomycota; Sordariomycetes; Sordariales; Podosporaceae
Exons: 3
Coding region: 1-1626 (541 amino acids)
Biological process (GO): transcription initiation at RNA polymerase II promoter; transcription by RNA polymerase II
Cellular component (GO): transcription factor TFIIA complex
Source: RefSeq, a predicted model, not a curated record
AUGUCGAACGUUCACGUUGGCCAGGUUUACGAGGCUGUGAUUCAGGGAGUCAUCGACGCUGUGCGCGUUGAUUUCGAGGAGAAUGGUGUUGAGGAUGGCGUGCUCGAGGACCUGAAGAAGGUGAGGCAAACCCGUAUUCCUGUCCCUGUCUCCUUACCUGCUUGCGUGUCGAUGCGCACCGUUUGGGUGGAGAGCGAGCUGCCUCGGAGUGGGCGGCCCAGUGCUUUUGGGUCUCUUUUUAAGUCCCUUCCCCGCUGCUGCGAACUUACUCCAUUCCCCAACACUGCCUUCCGAUUGAAAUGGCAAAUGAAGCUCUCGCAGCUCAAUGUGGCCCAGUUUCCCUGGGACCCGAAGCCAGAGCAGCCCGCUCCUCCAGCUCAACCAGCCGCUCCCCCGGCUCCAGCGCCGCAAGCCGCUCCCCCACCGCAGGCGGCUUAUACCCAGUCUACGUUGAGCCCUCAGACUUCAGCUCAACCUCUCUCGCUGCCAAAUAUCAACCAGCCUCAUUCCAACGGGGUGCCCGUCAAGCAGGAGCCAGGGUUGGUCAGGUCUGAGCCGGUCGCUAUCAAGCAGGAACCCGGCGCUGGCUCUCAGCCCGUGCAUCCUGGUUAUCAAAAUGCCUCCCACCCUAGCCUGCCUACUGUCAACCCCAGCAUAGCCGCUACCCGGGCUGUGCAGGCUUUGCAGAACAAGUACGGCGAGGGAGCUGCUGCCUCCAUUGCCUCCAUGUCCAACGGUAAUGGUAAGGUCGGACAAGGGAACGUUGGCCAAGCCCAACAGCAGCAACAGCAGGUCCAGCAACAACAUGCUCAACACCAGCAACAUUCUCAACACCAGCAACACCCUCAGCAGCAGCAGUAUCAGCAACACCCACAGCAUCCUCAACAACAACGCCCCCAACACCCUCAGCAGAUUCAGCAACAGCACAUGCAACGGCCACAGCAGGGUGGACCUCAGCAGCUGACCCCAGAGCAGGUGUAUCAACGACAGAUGCAGCAACAGAUGCAGCAACGCAUGCAGCUACAGGCUCAACAGGCUCAGCAGCAGCGUGGGAUUGCCCCUAACAACUUGCCUAAUGCCCAGACUGAUGGCCCUAGCGAUGAUUGCUGGGAGGCUGUCAUGAUGCGCCGCAACGCCGAAGGCCGGGCUGUCGAGAUGGGCCGCGUCGAGAUUGAUGAUCAUCUUCACGCCCAGAUCGCCGCCCGAGCCAAGCAGAUGGAGGGCGGCGGCCUGAUGCUUCCUCUGAAGCAGGCCACCAAGGUCCGCAGCCUUGACAAUAGACGGAACCGCGCUGCUGGGGGUCCCUCCCAGGUUGAUGGUGGGGAGGAUGACAUGAACGAUGAGGAUUUGGAUGACGAUGCGAUCAACUCUGACUUGGACGACUCUGACGACAAUAAGGAGGACGAUGAUGAAGAUGAUGACAUGGGGCAUAUGAUGCUUUGCAUGUAUGACAAGGUGCAGAGGGUGAAGAAUAAGUGGUGCGUCUCUCUACUCCCACGAAACUUGUAUAACAUUUCAGAUACUAAUACCCUGGGCUACAGGAAGUGCACACUCAAGGAUGGCGUCCUGACUGUGAACGGCAAGGAGUAUGUCUUCCACAAGGCUACGGGGGAGUACGAGUGGUAA